Aspergillus nomiae NRRL 13137 is the source of this 483-nucleotide messenger RNA. RefSeq names its product Eukaryotic translation initiation factor eIF-5A. Bases 1 to 483 code for a protein of 160 amino acids. Lineage: Eukaryota; Fungi; Ascomycota; Eurotiomycetes; Eurotiales; Aspergillaceae. Gene Ontology annotation, molecular function: translation elongation factor activity; RNA binding; ribosome binding. Gene Ontology annotation, biological process: positive regulation of translational termination; positive regulation of translational elongation. The transcript is spliced from 4 exons. The record is from RefSeq and is a predicted model, not a curated record.
AUGGCUGACGAAACCCACGAGUUCCAGACCGAUGCCGGUGGUGAUGCCGGUGCCUCCACCACCUACCCCCAGCAGUGCUCUGCCCUGAGGAAGAACGGUCACGUUGUCAUCAAGGGCCGCCCUUGCAAGAUUGUCGACAUGUCCACCUCCAAGACCGGAAAGCACGGUCACGCCAAGGUUCACCUGGUCGCUCUCGACAUCUUCACCGGCAAGAAGCUUGAAGAUCUGUCCCCCUCCACCCACAACAUGGAUGUUCCCUUCGUCAAGCGUACCGAAUACCAGCUUCUUAAUAUCGACGAUGGUUUCCUGAACCUGAUGAAUGAAAACGGCGACAGCAAGGACGACGUCAAGCUCCCCGACGGCGAGCUCGGUGACAGGAUCCAGACCAUGUUUGACGAUGGCAAGGACUGCAACGUUAUCAUCCUCGCUGCCAUGGGUGAGGAGUGCGCCAUGGAUGUCAAGGAAGCCCCCAAGGGUAACUAA